UUACUAUUAAUUAAUUAAUUAAUUCUGUGAUAGCUGAUGAGAAGGAAGAUUGGGAUUGGGCUGGGCCUGACAGAAACCAGACCAAAAGCAAGUGAAGCUUCUCGCUCAAAAAUCACUAAUAAAUCCAUUAACGACCUUCGAGAAACAUGGGACAGUUUUGGACUGUUGUAGGAAAAGUCGUCUCUCUUUACUUUCCCGGUCCUAUCCGGAAAGACUAAAAGCAGUGUGGCUCUCAACAGUCAACGCGAUUGCCGUGUUGAAAGAGGGCAGAUUAGCUCCUCCAAUACAGGUCAGAAAAUCAGGGAACUCCCAAAUUUUCUUUGGGGAUUUAGGAUUUACAAUCACUUCUUAUACAAAGUUCAUCUGAUUCCAAGAUGUCAUCUCUAGCUGUUGUUCGGAAUCCACUGCUCAUCCUCCUAACUAGUUUCUUCCUUCUUGCAGCAGCUCAACAAGGUCUCCGCAAUGUCAGCGUGGGCGAUUUUCUCAAUGCCGAUGAUCGAAACGAUACAUGGAAAUCACCAUCCGGUGAUUUUGAACUUGGGUUUCGCCGUGCUCCAGACCAACAAGAUCGAUUCCUCCUUGCCAUCUGGUUCGCCAACAUACCCAAUAAAACCAUAGUUUGGUCUGCAAAUGGAGACAACCCUGUAGAGAUGGGAUCCAGAGUUGAGCUUUCCUCCAAUGGUCUAGUGCUCGCAGCUCCUUCUGGCAAGGAGCUUUGGUGGUCUAACAGCACCCAAGAUGGCACUGGAGGGGUAUCCCAUGCAGCCAUGCUGGAUACCGGAAACUUUGUCAUCACAAGCAGGAAUUCAAACAACAUAUGGGAGAGCUUCCAAAAUCCAACAGACACAAUCUUGCCAGGACAAGAACUAGGCCUAGACAGCAUCCUUUCAUCAGCCAUCUCCGGAACAAGUUACAAGAAGGGAAGAUUUCAGCUCCGUUUCACCUCCGAAGCUCUAGUCCUCAAUCAGAUAGAUGCCGUCACCGGAAAACCUUUCAAAUUUUACUUAAACAUCACAGAUGGUUCCAGGUUGAUCUUCAACGAAUCCGGGUAUAUCCUGAUCCAGAAAUCAAGUGGAAGUUUUGUUCCACUUGCGCCAGAAAAUACAGUCCCAAAACAGGACUCAUACUACAGGGCAACACUUGGUUUUGAUGGAGUUUUCACCCUGUAUUCUCACUCUAGGACCUCGUAUGGAGAUGCAACCUGGGCAUCUUGGUGGUAUAGGCCUAAGGAUAUCUGCUCCAGCUUUGUGAGUCAAGAUCCUCCACUGGGAAGUGGGCCUUGUGGGUACAACAGCAUCUGUCAACCUGUCCAGGAUGGGAGGGCGACGUGUUCGUGCCCACGCGGGUUUUCUGUACUGGAUGGUAAGAAUCCACUUUUUGGAUGCAAGCCCAACUACCAAAGCAAGCCAGAAGACUGUAACGAGGAAGGCUCUACUAUUGCGGAGGAUCGUUUUGUGUUCAACACAAUGCAAUUUGCAGAUUGGCCCUUUAGUGACUACGAGCUCCUGGAGCAUGUAAAUGAGACAGAAUGCACUAGGACUUGCCUUAUUGACUGUAAUUGCGCAGUAGCCAUCCUGCAGGCUCCGGAGUUGAACAAUGGUACCGGACGCUGCUGGAAGAAGAAACUGCCGCUUUCAAAUGGGCGGUUCAAUCAAGAUCAAAUUGACAGAAAGGUAUUUAUCAAGGUACUGAAAUCAGAUGAAUCUCCGGUGACCCCUCCCAAUCCAAAUCCAGGUGAAAAAAAGCAGAAUCAAGUCGUUCUCAUUCUGUCGGUCCUCUUAGGCACAUCAGCAUUUUUCAACAUUUCUACUUUGGCUGCGAUUUCCCUGUUUCUGUUCUGUUUCUAUCAAAGAAAGCUUAAGGAUCUCAACAGAAUCCACAGGAAAGGAGAGAUUGAGACGAAUCUGCGUUGCUUCACAUACAAAGAACUUGAAGAUGCCACAAAAGGAUUCAAGGAAGAACUGGGAAAGGGUGCCUUUGGAACUGUUUAUAAAGGAGAACUGUCCAAGAAUUCUGUUGCCGUGAAGAAACUAGAAAAGUUUUUUCAGGAAGGGGAGAAGGAGUUCAGGACGGAGGUGAAUGUAAUUGGACAUACUCACCACCGGAAUCUGGUGAGAUUGUUUGGAUACUGCGAUGAGGAUGAGAACCGGCUUCUUGUGUAUGAGUUGAUGCAAAACGGAUCUCUAGCGAGCUUCCUAUUUGGAGUUCUGAGGCCUAGUUGGAAACAGAGAUUGCAGAUUGCAUCCGGAAUUGCCAGAGGAUUAACAUAUCUGCAUGAAGAAUGCAGCACUCAGAUCAUUCACUGUGACAUAAAGCCUCAGAACAUUCUCCUGGAUGACUCUUUCAUAGCAAAAAUCUCGGAUUUUGGAAUGGCAAAACUUUUGUUUAACAACAAGAGCCAUACCCUGACAGGCAUUAGGGGGACUAAAGGGUAUGUGGCGCCAGAGUGGUUCAGAAACACCCCUGUCACGGUGAAGGUAGAUGUGUAUAGCUUCGGAGUUCUGUUGCUGGAGAUCAUUUGUUGCAGAAGAUGUGUUGAGCUUGAGAUGGAGGAGGCAGCAAUCCUGACAGAAUGGGCAUAUGAUUGCUACAGUGGAGGGAAUCUGGGGAAGUUGGUGGAAAAUGAUGAAGAAGCAAGAAAUGAUAUGGGGCGGGUGGAGAUGCUGGUGAAGGUGGCAAUGUGGUGUGUGCAAGAUGAGCCAUCACAAAGGCCUAAAAUGAGAACGGUUACGAUGAUGCUUGAAGGUGCUCUCUUGGUCCCUGCUCCUCCAUCUCCUUUCCUAUAUAGUUUCAAGCGUCAAGAUUCAUCCAACACAAACUCCGAUUUCCUAUGAAUGAAAAUUAUAAAUAAUAUGUUGGAAAGUGAUUCCUAAUUUUUAGCCAUUAUCUCUAUUAUUUAAGAAGUUUAGGAUUGGUUACUGGUUUUUCCUAGAAUUAAGCACUACUAGGUUGUUGAUUAGUGCUUUUAUUAUUUAGGUUAAUGGAUAUUUGUUUACUUUAAGUAGGAUUAUUGUAAAGCCUAUUUAUGGCUUAUUUCCUUUGGGAUAAUUAGGCAGAAACUUCAUUUUUUCAAUAUCAUCGUUGUAUCUCAUCUUAAGUUCCUGUUUCAAUUCAAUAGAUUAAUUCCCCAUAAUCUUCAGAGUUCUUCUUGGAUUCUGUAACAUAUUAAAGGUAGUUCUUUUAUCAGUAUAUACCUACAUGUGACUUCCAAAUAAAGGUAGCACUUCUGG
Molecule: messenger RNA, 3230 nt
Organism: Rubroshorea leprosula
Lineage: Eukaryota; Viridiplantae; Streptophyta; Magnoliopsida; Malvales; Dipterocarpaceae
Source: the annotation of a GenBank genome assembly